GUCAGCUCACGAAGAGACAACUAACUUUGGUGGAUCGCACCUAUCAAUAGAUCUUGAAAGAGCCAAAAGCUUAUUCGAUAAGAGUCAAGAAAAUAGCGAGGAUGUAGCAUACUUCACUAAUGCGAUUACAGAGUUACUUUUGCGGGAAUUAUAUCAGAAGAAGUGUGAAGAGAAUAAUGAACCCAUUCAACGUUGGGAUUCUUGGCAUAAUGACCAGCAUAAACGUAUAGAAGAA
Dentiscutata erythropus is the source of this 235-nucleotide messenger RNA. The record is from the annotation of a GenBank genome assembly. Lineage: Eukaryota; Fungi; Glomeromycota; Glomeromycetes; Diversisporales; Gigasporaceae.